Molecule: messenger RNA, 1890 nt
Organism: Prunus avium (sweet cherry)
Lineage: Eukaryota; Viridiplantae; Streptophyta; Magnoliopsida; Rosales; Rosaceae
Product: putative acetyltransferase At3g50280
Source: RefSeq, a predicted model, not a curated record
AUUAGAAUAAUGAUCCUUACUGCAAGUUGCAAAUAAAUAAUGAAUUAAUAAUGUGGCACUGGCUUGGCUCCUUACUAUAUAGAUAUACAAGUUUACACGCAGCCAAGCCAAGUAUCAAUAGUUCAGCCUGUCCAGUUAAAAUUUAGAGAAAUAACCUUAGAUGGGAUACAUUCGCUUCAUCUCCACGACCACUGUUCAACCCACAUUCCACAAGGAACUUACUCAGAGGAUUGAGUUAACUCCAUGGGAUCUACAGCUCCUCCUAUUAGAUCACAUCCAAAAGGGCCUUCUCUUCCACAAACCAAAAUCCAGUACCUAUGAGCAAGACCCCAUCCCGAGCUUGACUGAACACCUAAAACACUCCCUCUCCCUCACCUUAGACAUCUUCUAUCCCCUUGCUGGCCGUCUUGCAAUUACCGAAAGUGAGGAUGACAACACUACCUCUUUCUCCGUCGACUGCAAUGGCGCCGGAGCUGAGUUUGUCCAUGCAGUUGCUGAUGGUGUCACGGUGGCGGAUAUCCUUGACUCUGUUUUGGUUCCUGAUGACAUUGUUUACUCAUUCUUUCUGAUGAAUGGGGUUUUGAACUACGAAGGCAGUGGAUCCAAACCCCUGCUUGCAGUGCAAAUAACUGAGUUGGUUGAUGGCAUUUUCAUAGGUUGCACAAUGAACCACUCUGUUGUUGAUGGGUCAUCAUUCUGGCAUUUCUUCAACACUUGGUCUGAAAUCUCUCGACGUGGUAGUACUAAUUGUGGCAAAAUUUCGCAACCUCCUCCUGCUUUUGGCCGCGAAUUUCUCAACGGCAUGAUUGAUCUCCCGGUUCGCCUUCCAAACUUUCAAAACAAAAUCCCGAAACUUAGGUUUUCAGCACCCCUUCUUCAACAAAGAGUGUUCCAUUUUUCCAAGCAAAACAUUGCACAGCUCAAAGCGAAAGCCAAUGCCGAAAUGGGCACCACCAGGAUCUCAUCCCUUCAAGCACUCUUGGCUCAUCUUUGGGUGUCCGUGACCCGCAACCAGCGUCUCGAAACUGAUCAAGAGACAAAGUACAAAGUUGUAGUAGGCAUGAGGCAGAGAUUGCAGCCACCAUUGCCAUACCAAUACCUUGGAAAUGCUGUUCUAUGCGGCAUAGUAACAUCCACAGUAGGCGAGUUGCUUGAUCGCGGACUAGGCUGGGCGGCUUGGGAAAUGAACAAGGCGAUUUCUUCAAAAACAGAACAAGAUGUAAGGAAACAGUUGGAGGGUUGGAUAAAAGAUCCUAAAGUGCCAAAGCUUGAUGGCUUGGCAAGCAACUCAUUGUUGACAGGAAGCUCACCGCGGUUCAAUGUGUUUGGCAACGACUUUGGUUGGGGAAGGCCUCUGGCCGUUCGAAGUGGCGUUGGGAACAAAUUUGAUGGGAAGUUGACUGUGUUUCCUGGGGCUGAAGAUGGGAGUAUUGAUUUUGAAGCUUGCCUUUUGCCUCAGACACUACAAGCUUUGGCACAAGACGCAGAGUUCACGGCCAGUCUGGCUGCUUGAUUUUUUUUAUUUUUUUUAUUUUCUUUCUCUUGCAAUUAUAGUAGUCAAGGUUCAGUGGUCACUGCCACUCCAAUAAUUCUGUGUUGGUGUGUAAUCCUUCAGCCGAAGUUUUUGAAGCUACAGGAAUUACAUUUACCUUUCUUUUUAAGUUGUUUUAUUUCUCAGCUUUAUUGUACACCCUUGGAUCACAGUCCAAGUGUUUUCUUAUCUAGCCUAGGAUAUAAUCUGUCAGAUUGUGACAAGUGUAAUCAUCUCAUAGGGUGAUAGGAUCAAAGGCUAGGAUUUAGUUUCUGUGUAAAGCAGAUUAGAGAAGCUUCUUACUUCUCUCUUCUCAUACGAAUAUACAUGAAUAGUAAUGAAAAAAACAGAUUUCUUCA